AGUCGAUCGAUCGGCCGGGGGUGGGUGGGUGGACUGCGGUUCGCAGGGAAGAGGAAAGGGAAGGGGCGAGAUUCUCGGGCCAGGAUGGACGCGAGUUUGGCCAAGGAGAUCUUCCAGAGGGUGUGCGCCGCGGGCGGCUCUCUGAAAGUCAACGAGAUUAAGGUGCAGCUGGACUCGAGCCGCCUAGACUCGAUUCUGCAGGAUAAGGCGAAAUUCACCCUGGUGACCCGGGAGGAUCCCCCCUCGGCGGCCGGCGGCGAAGAACACCGUGUUGUCGUGGCCACCACCGGGGCGCGGCUCUGCCGGGAGCACGGCAAAGGGAAGUGCGCCGGUGGCUGCCAGCAGCUCCACCUCUGCCGGUACUUCGUCUACGGGGGGUGCCGCCAAGAGGCCGCGAGGAAACCAUGCAAGUUUAUCCAUGACAUUAACACAGGCCACAACCUCUCUGUCCUAAAAGAAAAUGGUCUAGAAGUCUUGAACUCUGAUGAAUUAUGUCAACUGCUGCUUCAGAAUGAUCCUUCACUCUUGCCUGAGAUUUGUCCAUAUUACAACAAAGGGGAUGGGCCUUACGGAUCGUGCACCUUUAAGAAGAUCUGUAUUAAACUUCAUAUAUGCCAGUACUACCUCCAAGGAGAAUGUAGAUUUGGGAGUAACUGCAGACGCUCUCAUGAUAUCUUUAAUCCUGAAUGUUAUGAGAAACUGGAGAAGUGGGGAAUGAGCCAAGCUUUGAUUAGUAAAAUUCCAUUGUUCUACAGGAAUGUGUAUGACAUAAAAAACAACACAUCUUCAAAAUGCAGAGAGAGAAGAGAAAAUCAAAUAGUAUCUACCACAGACAUCAAUGAAUCAGAUACAAUUUGUUUAUACCACAUUAGGAAAAGUUGUAGCUUUCAAGAUAAAUGUACCCGAGUUCAUUACCAUUUGCCAUAUAGAUGGCAAGUUUUAAAUGGUACUUUGUGGAAAGACAUGGACAAUAUGAAGAAAAUUGAAAAAGCCUUCUGUGACCCAGGCAAUGAAAGUAUAUUCCAAUUGGGAGGACCAGAGCAAAUCAAUUUCUCCAGUAUGACAUGGGGCUCUGCUAAGAUUAGACGGCUUUCCACCCCAUCUUCUGUGACCAAGCCUCCACAUUAUAUUCUUACAACAGAUUGGAUCUGGUAUUGGAAGGAUGAAUACAAUCAAUGGAAAGAAUAUGGAAAGCAAGAUGAUGAUCAUGUUGCUGCUACUGUGACCAGCUUUGACUUGGAGAAAGCUUACCAAUCUGAAGCAUUUACGACCAUCAAGUUCUCGGCUGGGACACAGAAUUAUGAGAUUGAUUUUAAAGACAUGAAACAGAAAAACCUGAAAUAUCAGACAGAAAGAAGUGUUUGCAGACGACCUAAGUUCGUGUCCAUGGAAGAGGUGGAGAAAAAGAAAAGCAGCAAAACAGAGCAAUCAAAGGGAAGUGCUACACACAUUCCACCUCACUGGGACCAGGCAGCUUUACCAGAACUGGGAUAUAAGCUGAUCAACCUCCUUUCAUCCUCCAGCGAGUACAUAAAAGUCCAGACUAACUUUCUACGCACACUGCCCAAGGUCACAAUACUGGCCAUCAAAAGAAUCCAGAAUUUGUCUCUUUGGGAAGUUUAUCAGUGGCAGAAAGAACAAAUGAAGAAGGCAAAUGGGGGAAAGGAUGUAGAUGAAAGGUCUCUGUUUCAUGGAACAAGUACAAAACAUGUUGAUGCCAUCUGCCAGCAGAAUUUUGAUUGGAGAAUCUGUGGUGUUCAUGGUACAGCUUACGGCAAAGGAAGUUAUUUUGCAAGGGAUGCUGCAUAUUCUGAUAACUACAGUGAAGGCAGUUCUUCUAUCAAGACCAUGUUUCUUGCCAAAGUAUUGGUGGGAGAUUUCACAACUGGCAAUUCUUCCUAUCUCCGCCCCCCUGCCAAAAAUUACGAGAGCAGUCUUUUCUAUAACAGCUGCGUGAACAGUCUCCUGAAUCCAUCAAUUUUUGUCAUUUUUGAGAAGCACCAGAUUUAUCCCGAAUACCUGAUUGAAUACAAAAAAUCCUGUUUAACACGCCGCUAGAUGAGCUACUUUCUGGAUGACCAUUGAAGACCUUAGCCUAUCAGCAUUUUGUUGAGCGAUUUUUGAACAAGUUUUUAAUAGAUUAAAAAGAUAUCCUCUCUCUUCCCUUCCCCCUGAAAUUAGACCCCAUAAAUGUAAAAAGCAGACUUAAUUUUUUACUAUCAAAGCUCAAUACAUCUAUGAAUGUUAAGUGCUUUUUUUUAGAAGAGACAUUAUUGCUUUCUCAAGGAAGAAUAAUUUCGAUUAUACUUGUUCUGAUAGCUGUAUGUCAUGUAAAAUCCAAGAUGAUGCUUUUAUAUUCAGCGGGGAAAUUUAAUCAGUGGAAUCAUAAAUGACUCAUUGACUAGGUCUUCUUAGAAAAGCAACCCCCAUAAUACUUAGCCCCCAUCCCUUUGCAUUAAUUGCAGCAUAGGUCUGCUGCAGUGGUUUGAAAAGCUGCUUUGGGACAGGCGUGUAUGUACACCCUGCAUAUACAUAAGGCAGUGCAUUGUGUACGUGUGCCUUAUUCUCAUAGAUGUGGUGUGCUCAUUCACACUUGCUCAGAAACAAUUUUACGGUAUUAGAUCUGAAGCAUUGGAUAUCUCUAAAUACCAGAUGUUACAAGAGCCCGCAUGAAGAAGCACUGAUUUUAAUAAACUCUAAUGUUCCGUUUUAAACAAUUUUACUCUUUUUGCAGAUUUUAGUAUUUUAGUAUUAAUAUCUUUCAAUGCUGUUCCAUCUUUCUAAGGGCAUAAGGGUAGAGAAAACCUUCAGAUCAGAUUACCUUGUUGG
Molecule: messenger RNA, 2829 nt
Organism: Pseudonaja textilis
Lineage: Eukaryota; Metazoa; Chordata; Lepidosauria; Squamata; Elapidae
Gene: ZC3HAV1
Product: zinc finger CCCH-type containing, antiviral 1
Cellular component (GO): nucleus
Molecular function (GO): NAD+ poly-ADP-ribosyltransferase activity; metal ion binding
Source: RefSeq, a predicted model, not a curated record